CUCUCUCUCUAAUCAUCAAUUUCUUGAUCAAUUAUCAAAUCUCAAAUCUUUUACUGUGUACAACCAAAUAAAGAGCCUCUAAUACAAAGCAAAAAGAAAAGAAAAAAGGAAAAACAAAAAACAAAAAUCCAUUGUCACCGCUAGCAUAGCAACAACCAGCAGUGCCUUCAAGCAACAAGAAGAUUCGCAUAAAUAAAAGCACAAAAUAUGACUUCCAUAAUACCUUUGCAAACCUCAAUCCAGCCAUCUGUAUCUUCUAUUUUCUUAUCCUAAAGAAAUUUUCAGAUUUCUUGAUGAUUAUUUUCAAACCCUAGCACUGCUCUGUUGUUUCAAGAAAAUCUGAACAGACUAAGAUCAGCAAAUUUGUCUCAAAGUAGGGGAUUUAGAAACUGGUUGUUUUCCAAAUCUUCAAGAUUUUGAGAGAAUAAUGUCCCAGAUGAUGCACAUUGAUAAUAUUCCAUCAACCCCGGGGAAGUUCAAGAUGGAAAAAUCUUCAUAUCAUAGGCAAAGGCUUUAUUCUUCUUUAGCCAAGCUCACGUUUUGGUCUUUUGUUUUCAUUGGGUUGAUCUUUAUGUUCUUUUUUAGAUCAUCAUCAUCUUCAUCACAAGUCCCUUCAGAUCUCUCGAGGAGGUCUUUAAGAACCAGUUCUUAUGGUGGUCCCGUGUGGGAAAAAAGGGUCAAGGCUUCAGCUAAAAUCAGGUCAAGAAAUGGGUUUUCUGUUUUGGUUACCGGGGCUGCUGGCUUUGUAGGUACACAUGUAUCGGUUGCUCUCAAGCGCAGGGGUGAUGGCGUUCUGGGGCUCGAUAAUUUCAAUGAUUACUAUGAUCCGUCCCUUAAAAGGGCACGGCAGGCUCUAUUGGAGCGCACGGGUAUUUACAUUGUGGAGGGUGAUAUCAAUGAUGUUGCCCUCUUGAUCAAGCUUUUCGACAUUGUCCCAUUUACCCAUGUUAUGCAUUUGGCUGCACAGGCAGGGGUACGCUAUGCCAUGGAAAAUCCUAGCUCCUACAUUCAUAGCAACGUUGCAGGCUUUGUUAGUUUGCUUGAGGUUUGCAAGAGCGCAAAUCCUCAGCCUGCUAUUGUGUGGGCUUCGAGCAGUUCUGUUUAUGGAUUGAAUACAAAGGUGCCUUUUUCGGAGAAGGAUAGGACUGACCAGCCUGCUAGUUUAUAUGCUGCAACUAAGAAGGCUGGUGAGGAGAUUGCGCAUACUUAUAACCAUAUAUACGGUCUUUCGCUUACUGGAUUGAGGUUCUUCACGGUUUAUGGACCUUGGGGUAGGCCAGACAUGGCAUAUUUCUUUUUUAGUAGGGAUAUUUUGAAGGGGAAAUCAAUUCCAAUCUUCCAGGGACCUAAUCAUGGUACAGUUGCGAGGGAUUUCACUUACAUUGACGAUGUUGUGAAGGGUUGUUUGGGGGCAUUGGAUACCGCUGAGAAGAGUACUGGCAGUAGUGGCAAGAAGAAGGGGCCUGCACAAUUACGUCUUUACAAUUUGGGAAACACAUCUCCUGUACCUGUUUCAGAUCUUGUGAGCAUUUUGGAGAGGUUACUCAAGGUGAAGGCAAAGAGGAUGAUUAUAAAGUUGCCUAGGAAUGGGGAUGUGCAGUUCACACAUGCUAACAUAAGCUUGGCUCACAGGGAGCUUGGAUAUAAGCCCACGACAGAUCUCCAGACGGGAUUGAAGAAG
Messenger RNA from Olea europaea var. sylvestris, 1681 nucleotides. RefSeq names its product UDP-glucuronate 4-epimerase 3. The record is from RefSeq and is a predicted model, not a curated record. The transcript has a single exon. Lineage: Eukaryota; Viridiplantae; Streptophyta; Magnoliopsida; Lamiales; Oleaceae. The annotation marks the transcript as partial.